GAUAUUCUAAUGUUUUCAUCAGGGAUCAUGAAGUCAUUGAGCCUCAGAAACAAAAGGCUCUUCACAUCAUCUACUCGUGGUAUCAGAACCGCUGUUGUACUCAGUGGAUGUGGAGUAUACGAUGGAAGUGAAAUCACUGAAUCUGUAGCUACAAUUGUUGCUCUCUCCAAAAAGGGAGUCGACAUUGACUACUAUGCUCCAGAUAUGGACCAAUUCCACGUUUUAGAUCAUACUACUGGAGAAGAGAUCAACCAAAAAAGAAACGUCUUGGUUGAAUCAGCAAGAAUCACUAGAGGAAAUAUCAACAAUCUCAGAGAACUUGAUGCUAAAAAUUAUGAUGCAAUCUUUUUCCCAGGAGGAUUUGGAGCCGCUAAGAAUCUCUCAACCUUCGGGCAAGAAGGAGCUGAGAUGGGAGUACUCCCAGAAGUAGCCAAUGUCCUGAGAGAGGCUAGAUCCAACCAAGUAAAUAUUGGCAUGGCUUGCAUCAGUCCAAUCAUUGCUGCUAAGGUAUUUGGAAAAGAAUCUGAUGGUCCAGGAGUCAAUAUCACGCUUGGUUCUAAAGGCGCUAACUUCCCAUAUGAAGGUAGCAUUGAGGUGGCAGAAGGGUUCGGAAAUACUCUUGAACUGAGAGAUGUCAACGAGAUGACUAUUGAUAACGGUGCUAAGAACUCAUACCUCGUCACAACUCCAGCUUAUAUGAAGGAUGCUGCUCCACAUGAAGUAUUUGAAGGAAUCUCAAACAUGGUUGCGACUGUUCUCGAACUCUCUGAGAAUAAGUAAUUCUUCAAUUUGAUGAAAA
This is a messenger RNA of Moneuplotes crassus, 799 nucleotides long. Lineage: Eukaryota; Ciliophora; Spirotrichea; Euplotida; Euplotidae. The record is from the annotation of a GenBank genome assembly.